AAGCAGUGAAUCGGCACAAUCUAUUGCAGUGCACUGGUGGGGUAGUAAAACUCCACAAACACAGUUCUAGGAGGGGACAAUUUCAUAAUCCUCAAGGACGUUUCGGUACUCGAUUAUCCCGAGGCUCUGUGUGAAAAUGGAGACGUAUUUAAAGAGCUGUCGGGACGUGCUUAAGGGUCACAUGAAGAGCAGCUAUGAGCAGCUUUAUGUUGUGCUGGGGAAUGAGGCAUGUGAUAUUGACUCCAUGGUAUCAGCUCUAACUUUUGCCUAUUUUCUGUCAAAGACCUUCGACUCUAGGAAAGCAGCAGUGCCUGUGCUGAACAUCCCACGAGCAGAAUUUCCCUUGCGCUCUGACAGUACUUUCCUGCUGAGAGAGAGCGGCCUGUCCCAGGACUACCUGCUGUUCAGGGACGAGGUGGAUUUGCACAGUCUGCAAAAUCUGGCCAUCACAUUAGUGGACCACAACGUUCUGCCUGAGGCUGACAGGACACUGGAGAAUGCUGUGGUGGAAGUCAUUGAUCAUCAUCGUUUAGAAAGAACCUCGUCUCCCUUCUGUUCCAUCACCACAGAGACCGUGGGCUCCUGUGCCACCUUGGUUACAGAGCGCAUUGUCCAGAAGGCACCUGAGCUGCUGGACCAACAGGUGGCACAGCUCCUAUAUAGCGCAAUUAUCACUGACUGUGUUAAUAUGGCACCUGAGGCAGGAAAAGUCACACCCAAAGACAGCCAGUAUGCCGUCCUUCUAGAGACCCGCUUUCCUAAACUCCCUCCUCGGAGCAUCCUCUUUCAGUCUCUACAGAACGCCAAGUUUGAUGUGUCAGGCCUUACCACAGAGCAAAUGUUGUUAAAAGACAUGAAGACUGUAUCAGGAGGAGAUCUGAGACUGGCUGUCAGUGUUAUCUACAUGACACUCGAGGAUUUCCUGCAACGAGAGUGCCUACAACAGGAGCUUUGUGAAUUCUGUCAUAAGCAUAACUACAAUCUGGUGGUGGCCAUGACCAUCUCCUUCAUCGACAAUAAGGAGCCUUUCAGGCAGAUUGCUGUUUACAGCUCCAGCACACGCAACAGGGAUGAGGUAAUCAAAGCACUUGAAAAAGCCAGGAACCCCCAUCUGAAUCUCAGUCCCAUGAGCAGUCCUUAUACAGACAUGAAGGCCUACGUUCAGGGCAACGCGCUGGCCUCACGCAAGAAGGUGUUACCCAUCAUUUCAGACUUCCUUAAAGACAGAGAGAGGAAAAUGGAACAACUGGAGGACCUGGAGCUGGAGGAUGAGUGCACACAAGAGCAGGGGGACUCUCAGCAGUGCUGUGAGGACGCUGUGAUGGAAGAGGACUCCGGUGUACCUCCAACACCCAUGAACAGUCUGGUCGAAGGCUGUCCUUUGGACAAUGGUCUUCCCAAAAUUAAUGCAGACGUGCUGGUGGAAAAAGUCAGCAAGAUAGUCAGUGAGGAGGACGAUGAUGGACCAUGAUGGUAUGCUAGUUUUGUUAUUGAACCUCAUAGCCUCUGAAGUCGGAAGUCAGCCGUUGGAGAAAACUGGUUCUUCUCGUUCAAGUAUGCACUGCGUAUACAGUCAGCGCAGGGCAUGAAGCAUGAAACUGCUCUCUUUGCUUCUCUGACUGAGGUUCAUCGGAAAAGCACACGUUCCUGGUGUCUUACACAUGGUACUCUGAAGUUUAAAUGAAGAAUUGACACAUGUUCAACAUUUGGACAUAAUUAUCACAGAUAAUUAUUUGUAUUAUAUUGUUUGUCUAAUAGCAAUUUUAAUUUGUAUUAUUUUAGUCUGUCUGCUCAUGCCAUCAGUUCUUCAGCACGUUAUUCUCGGCAAGCUGAUUAAGAAGCAUUUCCUCAGGACCUCUGUCAUACAAAUCUAAAUCUGACAGGAACAUAAAUGUAGGAAAUAGUAAUCGUAGUAAUAGUUUCAUUGCUACUGAUGGUAUUUCAUCAUGUUAAGUGCAUCUAAUCAUCAAUGUUUUUAUCCGAAGGCUGCCUAGACGCACAUACCUUCAUAUAGAACUUUAUUUUAAUUGACUUGGGCCAUUAUUAAUUCAAUUCUUUAUUUCUUUCUUUUUUUAGUAAUCUUUUCUGACUUAGUAUUAAUAAACAAUCCUAGAGGGAAGCAUUGGGCGCAUUAAAUUACAUUUAGCUUAAAGAACCAUCCUUGAAUACCUUUCACUGUGUUUUUUUUUUUAUAGUUACAAAUUUGGGUUUAUUGUGUGAAUGAUGUGCUUUUUUGUUUUUAAUGAGCUUAAAAUCAGUUUUAGUGAAGACACUUGCACUUACAUUUCAGUGCAUGAAUAAUAUUAAUAUUGCUUACUCAGAUGUGUUGAACUUCAAUACUAGAUGUUCUGCCUCCACAAAAUAUUAUUAGGAAGGCAUUGAAAGCAUUUCUGAUUUAAGCUGUUCUCUGAUUCAGGUAAUUAGGUAUUAGUCAUGUCUGUGAGAGUGCAUCUAUAUUAUUAGCCAUGAAACAUUAUCUAUUUUUAUUUUUGCCUCAGAAGCCAAGUAAUUUGAUGCAACUGAACUGCAGCUCAAACUGCUUGCAUGCAAACAUAAGCUUAUUCCAUGAAAAUCGACUUUUCUGCUAAAGGCCAAAGAGUAUUAAUGCAAGUUUCAGCUUGUUCAGUGUUCAUUUCUACAUAGUUAAUUUGUGCAUAGUUUUAUCAUCUUAAUAAUAGUUUUUAUAGAAUUAAUUUCAGUGUUAAUGCAAAUAGUAGUUAUGCCAUGCAGGGAUGAUUUGUGUGUGUGUGAGAGUUUUGGAGUUUUGUAUUUUCUUUUACUGUUUAGGAGGAAAAAUAUUCAGUGUAUUUUUAUUGUUUAAAUCAACUGACAAUUAUGAACCAGUAUUAUUAGCAUGCCAAGAGAUCUAUUUAUUCUGGUAUAAUUAAACCAAAAUAAAUUUUGCUUUUGAUUGCAUAGAGUAGUUAUGUCUAAGAGAAUCGGGUUUAUGACAUAUCACAGGUAUUGUACUGGCAGCUUUUGGAUAAAAGAUUUAAUUUAACAUUUAAUUUGGAUAUUUCAUUUAAAUGUCGAAGGAUCCAACCUUAAUGGCAACACGUUGACACAGGACAUUGGGGAGAGUUGUGUGUUCGUAGUCGUAAAAGUGCAGCUAUCAACAGGCUAAAUGUAAAUUCAAUCACUGUGAAUAAUUCUUGGCUUUUUUAUAAAGGAUUUAGAUGUUUUGUUCUACAAAUUGCAUAUGUCAUUGGGUUCUGUAUGUACUCUGUGGUCUGUGGGGUUAUUAUUUGACAGGGGAACAGUACACUUUAUUAGGAACACCUGUACACCUGCACAUUCAUUUAGUUCUCUAUUCAGCCAAUCAUGUGGAGGCAACACUGUGCAUAACAUCAUGCAGAUACUGUCCAAGAGCUUCAGUUAAUGUUCACGUCAAACAUCAGAAUGAAGAAAUAGUGUGACCUUUGUGACUUUGAUUAUGGCAUGGUUGUUGGUGCCAGAAGGGCUGGAUUGAGUAUUUCACACACAGCAGUCUCUAGAGAUUACACAGAAUGGUGUGGGGGGGGAAAAAAAAAAAAAAACAUUGACUGAGUGACAGUUCUGUGGGUGGAAAUGCCUUGUUGAUAGGAGAGCUCAGUGGAGAAUGGCCAGAUUGGUUCGAGUUGCCAGGAAGGAUAUAGUAACUCAUAUAAACACUCUUUACAACCGUGGUGAGCAGAAAAGCAUCUCAGCAUGCACAAAACAUUGAACUUUGAGGUGGAUGGACUACUACAGUAGAAGACCACAUGGAGUUCCACUCCUGUCAGCCAAGAAUAGGAAUCUGAGGUUAUCAUGGGCACAGACUCACCCCAACUUGACAGUUGAAGACUGGAAAAAGACCAGGUGAUUUUUUUUUCUAAUCUUCAACUGUCCAGUUUGAGUGAGUCGGUGCCCAUGAUAACCUCAGAUUCCUGUUCUUGGCUGACAGGAGUGGAACUCAAUGUGCUCUUCUGCUGUUGUAGCCCAUCCACCUCAAGGAUUGAUGUGUUGUGCAUUCUGAGAUGCUUUUCUGCUCACCACGGUUGUAAAGAGUGCUUAUUUGAGUUACUAUAGAUUUCCUGUCAGCUCAGACCAGUCUGGCUAUUUUCCUCUGAUCCCUCUCAUCAACAAGGCAUUUCUGCCCACAGAACUAUUGCUCACUCAGUGUUUUUUGUUUUUUGCACCAUUCUGUGUAAACUCUAGAGACUGUUGUGUGUGUGAAAUUCCCAGGAGAUUUUUUUUGUUACCAACAUCCAUGCCAUGGUUAAAGUCAUAAAGUUUUGCAUUGCACUGCUGCCACGUGAUUGGCUGAUUAGAUAGCUGCAUGAAUGUGCAGGUUUACAGGUGUUCCUAAUGAAGUGGAUGGUGAGUGUGUUAUUGUCCUAAGAAUAUCGUUAGCUAGCUGUCAGUCUAAUGUAUCAAAAGAGAUCUGACAAUUUAUGAGCAGAAUUACACAAGCUGUUUGGUUCACACAAAGUGUAUAUGUGAUUUAAAUGCAGGUGGACAAUCAUACACCAAUCUGUUAAUCUUUCUUCUGCCUGUUAAUUUUAAGGCCUUACUUAAUUCAAGGUUCUGCUGAAACUUCAAAGUUGUGGUUUUAGUGUAUGAAUAAAAUAAUUGUUUUGUGUUUGCAAA
This is a messenger RNA of Pangasianodon hypophthalmus (striped catfish), 4608 nucleotides long. It is a transcript of the gene prune1, whose product is annotated as prune exopolyphosphatase. NCBI's taxonomy places the organism in Eukaryota, Metazoa, Chordata, Actinopteri, Siluriformes, Pangasiidae. The transcript has 8 exons. Gene Ontology annotation, molecular function: exopolyphosphatase activity. The coding region runs from base 137 to 1471 and encodes 444 amino acids. Gene Ontology annotation, cellular component: cytoplasm. The record is from RefSeq and is a predicted model, not a curated record.